Messenger RNA from Arvicanthis niloticus (Nile rat), 3238 nucleotides. It is a transcript of the gene Slc27a1, whose product is annotated as solute carrier family 27 member 1. Gene Ontology annotation, cellular component: endoplasmic reticulum membrane; mitochondrial inner membrane; plasma membrane. The record is from RefSeq and is a predicted model, not a curated record. Gene Ontology annotation, molecular function: long-chain fatty acid transmembrane transporter activity; oleoyl-CoA ligase activity. NCBI's taxonomy places the organism in Eukaryota, Metazoa, Chordata, Mammalia, Rodentia, Muridae. Gene Ontology annotation, biological process: medium-chain fatty acid transport; long-chain fatty acid import into cell; long-chain fatty acid metabolic process.
CUGGAAGGGAGGGACAGGGCAGAGUCACGCAGGGGCGCUGUGAGAAGCGCCCAGGACUCUUCAAAGGGCUCAUCCCCUGAAGCGACCCACCAGCUAGGCCUGAGCUCAAAAGUUCCCAGUCCAUACUUCUGCGAGAACCCGCGAGGGAGCAGCGAGGGCCUGGGGUCUGCAAGCCUCAGAAGGAUGCGAGCUCCCGGAGCAGGAACAGCCUCUGUGGCCUCACUGGCGCUGCUUUGGCUUCUGGGACUUCCGUGGACCUGGAGCGCGGCGGCGGCGUUCGGUGUAUACGUGGGUAGCGGCGGCUGGCGCUUUCUGCGUAUCGUCUGCAAGACGGCGAGGCGAGACCUCUUUGGCCUCUCCGUUCUGAUUCGUGUGCGGUUAGAGUUGCGACGACACCGGCGAGCAGGAGACACGAUCCCGCGCAUCUUCCAGGCCGUGGCCCGGAGACAACCAGAGCGCCUGGCGCUGGUGGACGCGAGUAGCGGUAUAUGCUGGACUUUCGCACAGCUGGACACCUACUCCAAUGCAGUGGCCAACCUGUUCCGCCAGCUGGGCUUUGCACCGGGCGAUGUGGUGGCUGUGUUCCUGGAGGGCCGGCCAGAGUUCGUGGGACUGUGGCUGGGUCUGGCCAAGGCUGGUGUGGUGGCUGCGCUUCUCAAUGUCAACCUGAGGCGGGAGCCCCUGGCCUUCUGCCUGGGCACAUCAGCUGCCAAGGCCCUCAUUUAUGGCGGGGAGAUGGCAGCGGCGGUGGCGGAGGUGGGUGAGCAGCUGGGGAAGAGCCUCCUCAAGUUCUGCUCUGGAGAUCUGGGGCCUGAGAGCGUCCUGCCUGACACGCAGCUCCUGGACCCCAUGCUUGCUGAGGCGCCCACCACACCCCUGGCACAAGCCCCAGGCAAGGGCAUGGAUGAUCGGCUGUUUUACAUCUAUACUUCUGGGACCACUGGGCUUCCUAAGGCGGCCAUUGUGGUGCACAGCAGGUACUACCGCAUCGCAGCGUUCGGCCACCAUUCGUACAGCAUGCAAGCCGCCGACGUGCUCUACGACUGCCUGCCGCUCUACCACUCUGCAGGGAACAUCAUGGGCGUGGGACAGUGUAUCAUCUACGGGUUGACGGUGGUACUACGCAAGAAAUUCUCCGCCAGCCGCUUCUGGGAUGAUUGUGUCAAGUACAAUUGCACGGUAGUGCAGUACAUCGGUGAAAUCUGCCGCUACCUUCUGAGGCAGCCUGUUCGAGAUGUGGAGCGGCGGCAUCGCGUUCGCCUAGCCGUGGGUAACGGACUGCGGCCAGCCAUCUGGGAGGAGUUCACGCAGCGCUUCGGUGUGCGGCAGAUCGGCGAGUUCUAUGGUGCCACCGAGUGCAACUGCAGCAUUGCCAACAUGGAUGGCAAGGUCGGCUCCUGCGGCUUCAACAGCCGUAUCCUCACGCAUGUGUACCCCAUUCGUCUGGUCAAGGUCAAUGAGGACACGAUGGAGCCACUGCGGGACUCCCAGGGCCUCUGCAUCCCGUGCCAGCCCGGGGAACCUGGUCUUCUCGUGGGCCAGAUCAACCAGCAGGACCCUCUGCGGCGCUUCGAUGGUUAUGUUAGUGACAGCGCCACCAACAAGAAGAUUGCCCACAGUGUAUUCCGAAAGGGCGACAGCGCCUACCUCUCAGGUGAUGUGCUCGUGAUGGAUGAGCUGGGCUACAUGUACUUCCGUGACCGCAGCGGAGACACCUUCCGCUGGCGUGGGGAGAACGUGUCCACCACGGAGGUGGAAGCCGUGCUGAGCCGCCUGCUGGGCCAGACGGAUGUGGCUGUGUAUGGGGUGGCUGUGCCAGGAGUGGAGGGGAAAGCUGGCAUGGCGGCCAUUGCAGAUCCUCACAGCCAGCUGGACCCUAACUCAAUGUACCAGGAAUUGCAGAAGGUGCUGGCAUCCUAUGCCCGGCCCAUGUUCCUCCGUCUUCUGCCCCAGGUGGAUACCACAGGUACCUUCAAGAUCCAGAAGACCCGGCUGCAGCGUGAAGGCUUUGACCCCCGCCAGACCUCAGACCGGCUCUUCUUUCUAGACCUGAAGCAGGGACGCUACAUACCCUUGGAUGAGAGAGUCCAUGCCCGCAUCUGUGCAGGCGACUUCUCCCUCUGAGCCUGGCGAGUGGGAUGGGCCUGGACUCCUGAGACCUGGGACCUGACACCCUUCUUCAGGUGCUUCUCCUGCCUGGCCACAUGGACAGCAGCACCUGUGGGAGUAGGAAACUGGAACCUGAGCAGCCGGGGCCCCUCUCCUACUUUCCACCCUGCAUCCAUCUGGAACCUGAGCAGCCGGGGCCCCUUUCCUACUUUCCACUAUGCACCCAUCUGGCCUCUGCCUUGAUCUUUUUCUUCAUCUCUUUUCUCCCUACCCAGCAGGAGCCCCACAAAAACAUGUUGGCUGCUGUGUCCUGCAGUGGGACCAGUGUCCAGGCUGCAGGAUGUGACCCACACUGGCACCCACCUCCCUUUCCCUUUGUGCCUUAGGUUCCCCUGUGGAACAAGUGGGGGCCCACAUAGCUGCUGUCCCUGCUGAGGGCUGGUAGCAAGCACACCGUCAUGUCAGCUGGGAGACAUACGCAGUCUCCCACUGAUCCCCAGUCAACUGAAAAUAUUACUGUUUUGUAUCAUUGUUUUGUUUUGAGAUAGGGUCUCACUGUGGAGGCCAAGCUGGCCUCAGACUCACGACUCUACUGCCUCUGGGCACUACCCUGCAGUCUCAGGCUGAUGACACUUAUGCAUUAUUGUCCCCUAAGGGUCUUCUGAGUCUUCAUUUUCCCCUCGCUUCCAGAACUGACUCUGAUCACUUGGGUGUGGCUAGUGUUGGCUCUGCCCACAUGUGUCAGUUCAGGGGUACCAGGCAUAAUCUCUGGAAGCCCUCAUUCUGGCAAAGCUUGGUUCUCACAUCACAGCAGGAGAGACCCAGGAAGGUUGCUGUGGUGUUCUCUUGGGCACCCCCUGGUGGCAGCCCUGGACAUGCUGCACUAUGCACUAGUGCAGAUAGCCCAGACCCUGUUGCCUGUGACAUUUGAGGACUAUCCUUCUGGCCCCCGUGGUCCCCAGUGAGAUCCUUGGUGAUUCACUUCAGUUACCAAGCAGGGCCUCUGCCUGCCUUCAUCUGCAAGGGCAUGAUGGGUAUGGACAGAGCAGCCACAGGCUGCCUGCAGUCAACCACACUCGAGUGUUAUUUCCUUGUUGGUUUUAAAAAAUAAACAUGCUGAGCCUUGACA